UUCAAAAUGAACAUUACCAUGAUUUGCCUUUCACUGCUACCACUCCAUGCAUGUGCAAUGGGAAAUAUUGCCUUCACUGGCUACAGGAGCUACAAUUCGACACUGACGGGGAAUUCUUUGAUGUUAACCACUGGACCAUCGGUCGUCCGAUGCCUGACGCUGUGUGCUGGCUAUCAACACACGUCAAGCACUGAUUGUUACGCGGCUCGGUACAACGGGGCUACAGGCGAUUGUGAAAUCAUGUCACACGGCAGCACGGACGAGGUGAACUGGCUGGCCGACAACCAAUGGAAGGUGUUCGUGCGCCAGUGUGAGGCGGGUUGGACCAUGUUUGAUGUUUCGUGUUAUCAGCUGUUCAGCAUCAAUACAACAUGGGACGAUGCAAGGAGUGCAUGCGAGCAGGUUAACGCUUCGCUUGCUUCGAUAACGAGUAAGGAGGAAGAUAACUUCAUCAACGCAUUCAUUGAUGGAACAAGUGAUACAAUCUGGGUAGGAGGUACCGACCGACAGGUGGAGGGAAGAUGGAAAUGGGUGUCGGGUGAUGAAUGGAUCUAUGAGAAUUUUGUGAGUGAAGGCAACGGAGAUACCCUUGGAAUAAGACAUAACCAGGGAUGGAUCGACGAAAUCGGCCGUAACCCAUAUUUCUAUUUAUGUGAAAGGUUGAUGUCUGUGAUUGUGCUAUAG
This is a messenger RNA of Mya arenaria, 684 nucleotides long. Its product is annotated as snaclec A9-like. The transcript is spliced from 2 exons. The coding region runs from base 7 to 684 and encodes 225 amino acids. NCBI's taxonomy places the organism in Eukaryota, Metazoa, Mollusca, Bivalvia, Myida, Myidae. The record is from RefSeq and is a predicted model, not a curated record.